Lolium perenne is the source of this 411-nucleotide messenger RNA. Lineage: Eukaryota; Viridiplantae; Streptophyta; Magnoliopsida; Poales; Poaceae. The record is from RefSeq and is a predicted model, not a curated record.
AUGGUCACGCCGUGCUGGAGUGGCAAGGCAUGCAAGGUCGCCGUCGCCUACGACGUCGUCGUCUUCCGAGGGGAGUGGGAGUGGGAGUUCGAGUUCAUCGUCGUCCUCAAUGGCGACCCACUUGGCAUCCAGAGGCUGCCGGACAAGUUCGCCAAGUUCGUCGACGACAACGAGCUGGCCGCGCUGCAGCUGCGGGAGGCUGGCUACGGCAUCUGCCGGUGGCUGGUGGACGUGCUUUUCGACGGGCGCAGCAAGAUGUACUUCCACACCGACUGGGAGAAUUUCGUGCGCUUCCACGACCUUCAAGCCAGUUGCGUCCUCACAUUCUCCUACCAAGGCAAUGAGGAGAUGAGCGUGAAGGUGUUCGAUGACUCGUCCUGCCGCCAUCACUACCACGACGACGAUGAAUGA